CGUCCAAAUAAGGUAUAUAAGGUGUCCUUGGAUAGCCCUUGAAGCCUAUUUUCAUAAUUGAGUGGCCUCUGUUCGAUAGGAGAGAGUAAUCAUCCAAAAAUCGAUCUGGAACGAGCAGUGGUCUGUGAACUCGAGCUGUGAGAGUACUGAGACUGUUUGGUUGAUAUCUCGAGUUUUACCAAUCCAAUUAAGGCGUGUGAGAUACCAAAAGAAAGAUCUCAAGACGAGGAAUCCGUGAAGGUCUGGUUUGCAUCAAUCGGAGUAGAGGAAGGCUUCCAAAUCGUCCGAGCAGAACGCGACCUCGCAGGAACGGAUUUACUCUUCUAAGAAACGAGUUAGCCGGAAAACACCCAUUCUAGGGGCUGUUUUCGUAUCAACGAUUAGGGGUUGAAAUAGCAACUUGAGGAGGCUGUUUAACACCCAUUUUCAAGCAAGGAACCAGUUCUCAAUCUUCCUUGGCCGUGGCUUUGGUCAUUGGAUCGAGAAGGAAAGUUUUAAAGCUCAUUUGAGGUGAGGACCGACAUCUAGUUGCUUACAACUUGUAGGUUAUGCAUAAGAUUACCUAAAUGCUUGAAUCAUGUUUUUGUAAAUAAAUAUGCUUGAACAUGAUAUGAAUGAUAAGUAAUGGACUUGAUCAUGAAUUGAAACCAUAUUGAUGAAUAUGGAGUUAUGUGAGAUAAAAGUAUGUUAAUAUGGAAAAAUGACUUUUCCAACUCAUGUAUGAAUGUUAUGUGUAGGUAAAUGUAUAAUUUCAUGAUGAUGCUUAGCACAUGGGAGGCUGCCACCUAUCUAUUGAUAUGGAGGGGCUACCAUUAAGAAUAAAUGAGUUGUAGGAAUAAUCUUAAUAGUAUUGUGAUGCUAGUUAAGGAUUGUUCUAAAUGUCGAUAGAAUCAAACUAAAGGUUUGAGUUGUUUGUGAUGAACUUGAAUAAGAUUCAAGUGUGAAGUGUGGUUUCAUGGAGUAGGAGAUCUAUGGUGUGAUUGUAUGAAGUAGGAGAUCUAUGGUGUGAUUGUAUGAAGUAGGAGAUCUAUGGUGUGAUUGUAUGAAGUAGGAGAUCUAUGGUGUGAUUGUAUGAAGUAGGAGAUCUAUGGGGUGAAUACAUGAAGUAGGAGAUCUAUGGUAUGAUUAUAUGAAGUAGGAGAUCUAUGAUGCGAGUGCAUGAUGAUGUACUCGAGCCGAACUCUAGAAAUGAGAAGUUGUAUUAGGGUUGGACCCUACGUAUGUCGUGACCAUUAGUCACGGGGUUUUGGAAAAUGUUUUAUAACAAACAUGGGCCUUUGAGCCGGCUACUUGACUUUAUAUAAAGUAAGUAUAUAUUUUGAAAGGGGUAAUUUGAGAUUACGGCCUAUACUAUAUUAUCACCCUAUUUGAGGGUCUUGUGUGUGAAAUACUUGUUGUAUAUCUAUUAGAUGCCUGCCACACCAGCACUUUAUAGCCCUAUAGAGUGCUGACCCCUUCGGGGGCGUCCCACCACCAUUUUUCAGGUUGAGGCUAGAGCUUGCUUCCUGUGCUCGUUGCUCGAGAGAUCAUAUAGGAGGGAAGACUUGGUUCGUGCUUCCUCCAUUCUGUUUUUAAACAUUAAUAAACAUGCUCAUGGAUAUUUUACUAUAGAGCCUGCGUGCUCAUGAAUAGCCAUGUGUGGCCCUUUUGUUUUAAACAAUGUUUUCCGCUGCGUUAUGAAUUACUUAUUAUGUUUGUUUAUGGAUGUAUAUGUGUGAAUGAUAUUCAAGACGCCUUGUAUAAUAUGAAUGUGUUGGACUGCGGUUGACUAUUCGUAUUGUACGGCGGGUUGUUGAUGUGUCCGGAUAGGUCCGGGGCGUGACACAGACGUACUGGGAUUUGCGGUCUAGACUGACGGGAAAGGCACUGGCAGAGGUGUUAAACCGGAUAAAGCCGGAUUGCAAUGCUCCUAUUGUAAAUUUUCCGGUCAUGAAGUGACCAAUUGUUUUGAGCUUAACGGAUAUCCGGAGUGGUGGGGUGAUAGACCCCGACCCGGGAUUAAAGGUGGCGGUCGUGGUCGUUCCACCACUUCUGGAAUGACGAGCAACUCUGGAGCACCCCACGGAAGACCGGUGGCGAAGGCUCAUGGUACCGUUGCAGCUGAAACCAAGCCGCAGCAGCAUCAUACCGAAGGCAGUAGCAGCCAGGCAGCUCCUCUGCCUGGUUUCACUCCCGAGCAAUGGAACUCCUUGUAUUCCGUGUUUGGUAACUCGCUCACUACUAACGAUCGCAUGGCCGGUACAUUUAAUAAUAAUGCUUGGAUUAUCGAUACCAGUGCUACAAAUCAUGUUUGUGGAAAUCGGUCCUUAUUAUGUCAUAUUAAAUUUGUUGACCCAUGCACUGUUGGGCUUCCCGGUGGACAGACUGUCUUAACUGCGCUGGAAGGGAGCGUACAAUUUACAAAUGAUUUAUUUUUAAAUAAUGUGCUCUUUGUUCCUAAGUUGCAGUGUAACCUUAUAUCUGUAUCUCAACUGAGUGAUGCGCUUAAUUGUUUCGUUCAAUUCACUUGUAAUAUGUGUGUUAUACAGGACCGUCCCUCGAGGAGGCUGAUUGGAACGGGUGAGCGGAGGAAUGGACUGUACUAUCUACGGGAGGAACCAAUGGCACAUAUAUUGGCAGUCAAAGAAUCAAAUAAUGUUGUUGUUGAACUGUGGCAUCAAGGGUUGGGACACCCAGCUUCUCAAGUGGUUGAAAAUUUGGCCCCUGUACGAGGUUUGAAGAAUAUUGGAAAUUUUCCUUGUGACAUUUGUUUUAGAGCUAAGCAGACUAGAGAACCUUUCCCUAUUAGUUUGAAUAAACCUAAAGACAUUUUUGAGAUGGUACAUUGUGAUUUGUGGGAUUGACGUGCACUUUGUCGUGUAUGCACUCAAAAUAAUAAUCAAUACGACACUAAUACGUAGUAUAGUGUAGUAAGGUUCGUAUCCACAGGGAAAGGACUAUUUUUCUUUUAUAUUAUAACUAGUAACAAAGGGGGGAUUUAGGUUUGAGUGAUUUAAUUUAAUUAAAUAUGAAGAUGAACGACUUAUAUGAGUUUAAUUAAUAGAGAUGGAGACUUGGUUUUGCU
Molecule: messenger RNA, 3064 nt
Organism: Cuscuta epithymum
Lineage: Eukaryota; Viridiplantae; Streptophyta; Magnoliopsida; Solanales; Convolvulaceae
Source: the annotation of a GenBank genome assembly